This is a messenger RNA of Symbiodinium pilosum, 4284 nucleotides long. The record is from the annotation of a GenBank genome assembly. NCBI's taxonomy places the organism in Eukaryota, Dinophyceae, Suessiales, Symbiodiniaceae.
AUGCCGAUACCAGCCAUUCCAAGUCCUGGCGACACCGAGUCCAAUUUCGAGUCAAACAACCACCCGGGCGAUGUUCGCAGCAUCGCCAUCGAAGUGACGCCUCAUGCCAACCUGCACGAGGUGGAAGAUGUGCAGAAGAUGGACUUCGUCAGCUCCAAAGGCAGUUCGACGCCGAGAUCCAAAGGAUGUUCGGGGAUUACGGCGCGCCUGGGGACCAUCGAGAAGCAGCUUGGGCUGUCCAACGCGCAUGAUGCGAAGCUUGAUUCGAAUCAUCCCACCCGCUCUGGGUCUGCAGUCACCAGUCGGGAGUCCGUGGGGUCAGUGGCAUCAGUGGGGUCAGUCGGGACGACGCGGACUGAGGGUAGGACCACACCAGUAACGUUCGAGGAAAGUGCUUGGAACAUCCCUCUUGUCCUCGGUUUGGCGGAUGUCGGGUGGUUCGACACCGUUUUUGCCGUGCUGCUUGUGCUUCUGAACCUGGUGAUGCAGGGCUCUUUCUCGGUUAUUCUGCUGUCCGAAUACUUCAUGGGUGAACCCUUCGACACCAAGGUGCAGAGCGCAAAGGAUUGGCGCACAAGUAUAGCGCAUGAUUCCCGCUACUUGGAUUUGGCUGGAACAAGUCUGGUCUCUCGCGUCUGCGCUGGCGACGGAUCUCUCAUCUUGUCCACGGUGCAGGCUACCCUCAUCGAGCACAUCAACGAUUUUCUGGGUUUACAGCCAGAAGAAUUUGCAAUGAACGUGUGGCAGCCAGGGACUCUCUUGUGCAUGCUCUGCAUCCUGCUUUGGAGCUUGUGCGUCUACAAGGAGUUCAGAAAGAUUUGGCAUGCUCUGGAGGCGGCUACGCACAUUGCCAAGGCAAGUGAAACGGACUUCCGUGACAACACCAUCUUCACGCUUUCCUGGGGUCGUGCCCUUGCGCUGCUGAUCACCUAUAUCAUCCGUUUGGGCAUUGCCUCAGUACUGCUUGUUGCUGGCAUUCUCUGGCUUGCGCGGACAACGUCCAUCGAAGAGCUCAUGCUCAACGCGGUUGCCUUGAAUGCCAUUCUGGAUGUGGAUGAAUUCCUGUUUGCAGGCAUGACGCCCAUAAAGAUCCAGCACGCUAUACAGGAUCUAGAGCCGAUCAAAGUCAGCUACAGCCACCGGCGCAGCCAGACUGAGUCAAUGUUUCAACUCAUUGCAGUAACAGUUACUGCGCUCACUGCAUACAUGUUUCUGCUCGUGCCGCUUGGUGACACCAUGCUGACGGUCAAGCGCGAGCUCUGUGAUGGCCAGAGAGACUUUGUAGUCUCCUACAGCACAGACACUCAGAUAUCUUAUGGCCUGACCACACAGGAUCUUGAGGCUGUGCGCGGUAGCUACGACAUGUCGCCCAUCGAGCGCGCCGUCAUGGCCCACAAGGGUACUCCAUCGAGCUUAUUGAAGGAUUAUCCCAGGACGAUCUACUUCUUGCCCGAUAAACGGGCCUUCAAUGCGGAAAUUGAUCGUACACUGCUUGAGUUUGGGAUGCAGUGGUCUUUCUGUAUGGAGGUUGCGAUUUUGCAGGAGACAGGACGGUUUCAUGGGGACCGUGCGCUGAUGCCCAUAAUGGAAAAUUUCUUGCGAAACGCAGCCACAGCGCUUGGGCGUCUGGAUGCAAGAACCUGUGGACAGCUGGCCGACUUGUGCGGCCGUCCAGAUGCCCGACUGUUGAGAACUAUCUGCGGCGAUACGUGCGCAUGCACGAGCCCAGUGAGCAAUCCUUGGUACAAGGUAGAGGAGCAGGGGUGUGCCAAGCCCUGCCUGGAAUUUGCAGAACGCACGCUCGAAAAUAGGAGCUGCCAAGACGUUCCUGCAAAUGAUGAAGCAUGGCGAGAUUUCUGGAAUCAUUAUGCAGAUGCCCUCGUCGGAUUUUAUGGGCAGGGUGUGACACAGACAGCCUUGUAUGCCAAAGUGGCUUGCCAAGCUACUGCCCAGCCAGCUGCGCCGGCAACGGCAACAUCACUGCUCUUUGAGCCGCAGGACGUGCAAGUGGUUUUCCGCCAAUGCGAGAAGCUCAAGAUCUCAAUGAGGCUUUGUUUCACCAACUGCAUGGUGGUCUCCAGAGCCUCAAAGAGGCCGGAUGCGGAUUUCCAAAAGUUAUCGUUCAUCGUUCCAAUGAGCGAUGAGGACUUGUACGUGCAGAUGCAAGAGCAGCACCAGCUGAGAGCAGACGAAAAGAAAGGAUGGGGGGACUUCGACACUGAGUCGAACUUUGAGUCUAACUUGGAUCCGGUAGAAGAUGAACUGCGCCAGCUUCAGCGACAGUUCGACGCCGAGAUCCUAAGGAUUACGGCGCGCUUGGGGACUAUCGAGAAGCAGCUUGGGCUGUCCAAUGCGCAUGAUGCGAAGCCCGAGGAGUUAAACCAUCCCACACGCUCUGGGUCUGCAGUCACCGGUCGGGAGUCCGUGGGGUCAGCUGGCACGACGCGGACUGAGGGAAGGACCACACCCGUAACAUUCGAGGAAAGUGCUUGGAACAUCCCUCUUGUCCUCGGUUUGGCGGAUGUCGGCUGGUUCGACACCGUUUUUGCCGUGUUGCUUGUGCUUCUGAACCUGGUGAUGCAGGGCUCCUUCUCGGUCAUUCUGCUGUCCGAGUCUAGGCUUUUCAGAGGUGUUUUUGGUUUUGCUUCCGGGCUCCCGUACGAAGACCAGGAGAUAACCAUCAGCCGAGGAAUACUUCAUGGGCGAACCCUUCGACACCAAGGUGCAGAGCGCAAAGGAUUGGCGCACAAGCACUUGGGACGCCAAGCAUUUUUCACGUUUGCUUUGGAAGCUCUUUCCCAGACUGAAACAGGUAUAGCACAUGAUGCCCGCUACUUGGAUUUGGCUGGAACAAGUCUGGUAUCUCGCGUCUGCGCUGGCGACGGAUCUCUGAUUUUGUCCACGGUGCAGGCCACCCUCAUCGAGCACAUCAACGAUUUUCUGGGCUUGCAGCCAGAAGAAUUUGCAAUGAACGUGUGGCAGCCGGGGACUCUCUUGUGCAUGCUCUGCAUCCUGCUGUGGAGCUUGUGCGUCUACAAGGCGAGUGAAACGGACUUCCGUGACAGCACCAUCUUCACCCUUUCCUGGGGUCGUGCCCUUGCGCUGCUUAUCACCUAUAUCAUCCGCGCGGGCAUCGCCUCAGUCUUGCUUGUUGCUGGCAUUCUCUGGCUUGCACGCACAACGUCCAUCGAAGAGCUCAUGCUCAACGCUGUCGCCUUGAAUGCCAUCCUGGAUGUGGAUGAAUUCCUCUUUGCAGGCAUGACGCCCAUUAAGAUCCAGCAUGCUAUACAAGACCUCGAGCCGAUCAAAGUCAGCUACAGCCACCGCCGCAGUCAGAUUGAGUCAAUGGUUCAACUCCUUGCAGUAAUGGCAACUGUGCUCACUGCAUACCUGUUCCUGCUCGUUCCCCUUGGUGACACCAUGCUGACGGUCAAGCGCGAGCUAUGUGAUGGUCAGAGAGAUUUUGUGGUCUCCUACAGCACGGAGACUCAAAUAUCUUUCGGCCUGGACACGCAGGAUCUUGAGGUUGUGCGCAGUACCUAUGACCUGUCACCCGUCGAGCGAGCUGUCAUGUCUCACAAAGGUACUCCCUCGAGUACCCCUAAUUUUGAGAAACCCCCACUUGCCAGCGAAGGUAUGGAGGUCAUGGUCUUAGAAGAGACAGGACAACUACAUCAGGACCCUGCGCUGCAGCCCAUCGUCGAAACAAUCUUACGGAAUGCAGCUACAGCACUUGGGCGCCCGACCGCUACAACCUGUGCAGAGCUGGCUGAUUUGUGCGGUCGUCCAGACGCUCGACUGUUGCGAAUUACAUGCGGAACCACCUGUGGAUGCACGAGCCCAGUGAGCAAUCCUUGGUACAAGGUUGAGGAGCAGGGGUGUGCCAGGCCCUGUUUGGAAUGGGCUGAGCUCGCGCUUCCAAACGUUAGCUGCCAAGAUGUUCCUGCUAGUGACCAAGCAUGGCGAGAUUUCUGGAACCAUUAUGCAGAUGCCCUCAUAGGAUUUUACGGGCAGGGUGUGACACAGACAGCGUUCUUUUUCGGCGUGGCGGACACCGUCCGUGGCUUUCUGACUUUUGGUUGUCCCUUCAUGGAUACCGUUCCCACGGAGCUUCUGACGAACUCUCCGUGGUGCACCGGCCGGCCCGACCUAUUUCGUCCACUUGCAUCUUUGUGUCCCGUCCAGUGCGGCUGUCGAAACGACUCUCCGACGACGCUGGCGAACGGAUUGCCAAGCUAUUGCCCAGCCAGCUGCGCCGGCAACAGCAGCAGCACUCUCCUCUGA